UACAAUGUGCCGAACAAGUGCAUUGAUGAAAUUGUAGAUGAGUUACAGUUCUUAUCCUGCUCCCCAUCUGGACCAGUUUUGAGACAUGUUGUUGAGUCCACCUUCAAGAAACACAACUAUGACUUUGAUUCAGCUCUUUUAAGCGAUUUGGUGAGCAACUUAUGUGAGUCACAUCCUAUUAGUUCAGCUGUAGGGAAAGAUGGUCCUUUUACUACAUCAUAUAGGAGGAGGCAAUAUAUGAAGUCACAUUUUUCAGUUGUGGAACCAAAAGAGUACAUUCUGAAGAAGAGGGAGAAUAAAACAUUCCAAUAUAUUCCUAUACUGCAGUCUUUGUCACAGGUACUUAAGAAUUCUCCAGAAAAGCACCUAGUUGCUACAAGGAACUCGGACAGGGCAUCGAAAUAUCAGUCAUUUCAAGAUGGGUCUCAUUUUCAGAAAAAUAUUUUUUUCUCUUCAGAUGAGGAUAGAUUAAGUCUUAUCCUGUACAUUGACGACUUUGAAGUCUGCAACCCCCUUGGAACAUCCCGGAAGAUACACAAAGUUACUGCUGUGUAUUGGGUCUUAGGCAACAUCCCAGCACAUGCAAGAUCGGCAUUGACGAGUAUAUACUUAGCCAUUCUCUGUAAGGCCAGUGACACCAAACAGUUUGGAUUUCAGACAGUGCUAGAGCCACUAUUGCGGGAUCUUCAAAGCUUAGAGAAAGAUGGUCUUUUCAUUCCAAGUUUUGGGAAAGUGAUCAAAGGCACUGUGGUGAGCGUAGUGGCUAACAAUUUGGGUGCUCAUGCUGUAGCAGGACUUGUUGAAAGUUUCUCAGGACCUCAUGUAAGAUCAGGAGUUUUUCAACGAAGAAGGGAAGAGCAGCACACCUUACAUGUUCAAACAGCUUUAUCGAGUCCUUCUCUUAGUCCGUGCUAUGGGGUGAAAAAACGGUGUGCACUAUCUGAAAAGCUGUGUUAUUUUGAUGUGACGUCUGGUUUCCCUCCUGAUGUGCUACACGACCUUCUUGAGGGUGUUGUUCCCCUAGAGCUGGCAUUGUCACUGAAUGCGUUCAUCAAGAACAAGUAUUUUUCCUUGGUGGAAUUCAAUGACUUAAUUGCUCAGUUCCCUUACAAGUGGACUGACCGAACAAAUCGCCCACAUUUGGUCACUGCUACUUUCGCUGCAAAAAGAUCAGUAGGAGGGAAUGCCCAUGAAAAUUGGUGCCUGCUGCGUCUUUUGCCUUUUUUGAUUGGGUUGAGAGUACCUGAGAGUGAUCCAGUAUGGCAGGUGCUAAUGGUUCUGAAGGACAUAGUGGAGCUAGUCAUGUCUCCAGCUCACACAGAGGAAAGUAUCUGUUACUUGGACACCAAGAUCGCCGAACACCGGCAAAGAUUUCUGGAUGUAUUCCCCCAAAACAAACUAAUUCCCAAACACCACUUCAUUGAGCAUUAUCCUGAGCUCAUAAGGGAAUCUGCCUUGUGGACAAUGCGCUUCGAAGCGAAGCACAGCUUUUUAAAAAAAAUUGUCCGACAGACUGGGGGCCCUAUUUUAACGGUCUGA
Gadus macrocephalus (Pacific cod) is the source of this 1539-nucleotide messenger RNA. RefSeq lists its product as uncharacterized. Bases 238 to 1539 code for a protein of 433 amino acids. NCBI's taxonomy places the organism in Eukaryota, Metazoa, Chordata, Actinopteri, Gadiformes, Gadidae. The transcript is spliced from 2 exons. The record is from RefSeq and is a predicted model, not a curated record.